Messenger RNA from Trachymyrmex cornetzi, 274 nucleotides. RefSeq names its product ABC transporter C family member 10-like. The record is from RefSeq and is a predicted model, not a curated record. The coding region runs from base 13 to 201 and encodes 62 amino acids. Lineage: Eukaryota; Metazoa; Arthropoda; Insecta; Hymenoptera; Formicidae. The transcript has 2 exons.
AUCGACACCGUUAUGGACAGCGAUCGUAUCUUGGUGAUGGAUGCCGGUAACGUGGUGGAAUUCGAUCAUCCUCACAUGCUGCUGCAAAAAGACACGGGCUACCUGAAGAGCAUUGUGCAGGAGACCGGCAAGGCAAUGGCGGAAGUUCUGGCUUUCGUCGCCCAUAACUGCUAUCAGAAUCGUGGAUUUACGGCGUUUUGAUGUAUCCACGGAGUUAACUUUUGGCAAUUGCGUUUGAUGAACACCAUGAUUAGGUCAUGAAGAUUCCGACAGU